Penaeus indicus is the source of this 614-nucleotide messenger RNA. RefSeq names its product NADH dehydrogenase [ubiquinone] 1 alpha subcomplex subunit 6-like (gene ND-B14). The coding region runs from base 13 to 387 and encodes 124 amino acids. NCBI's taxonomy places the organism in Eukaryota, Metazoa, Arthropoda, Malacostraca, Decapoda, Penaeidae. The transcript is spliced from 3 exons. Gene Ontology annotation, biological process: response to oxidative stress. The record is from RefSeq and is a predicted model, not a curated record.
AGCUGUUCCAAGAUGGCGUCCACACGAACCAUCCGGGCCGCUGCGAGACAAGUAAAACCCAUUUUAUCCGUCGACCAGGGAGAGGCGAGGAAACGUGUACUGAAUCUUUAUAAAGCUUGGUAUCGUCAGAUUCCUUAUAUCCUGAUAGACUACGAUUUUCCCAAGUCAAAGGAGCAGUGCAGGGAAAAGCUUCGUGAAGAGUUCGAGAAGCACCGUCAUGUGCAGGACAUACGCGUCAUAGACAUGUUGGUCAUCAAGGGCCAGAUGGAGCUGAAAGAAACUGUGGAAAUCUGGAAGCAGAAGCAUGGCCUCAUGGCCUACUGGAGGGACAGUGUUGAUCCCAAGCCCAAGGACUUCCUCAGCAAGUUCUUAGAUGGCCAUGAUUGAAGAGGCUAAUAUUUAUGUUUAAAAUUUAGAAGUGGGUGUUUUUUAACCUCAAUGUUUUUUUUUUUUCUGGAUCUUCAAGAAAUUUAUUGCUGACUGUAAUUUGAUAAGAAAGGUAUUAAUAUCCUUUCCUAUGUUCAAACAACUCUCCCUGAGGUUCUAAAUUUACUAAAAAAUACAAUGUAAAUACAUCACCUGUGUAGAUAUUUAUAUUAAAAGAGUAAGCCAUA